This is a messenger RNA of Trichomonas vaginalis G3, 974 nucleotides long. RefSeq lists its product as uncharacterized. The record is from RefSeq and is a predicted model, not a curated record. The transcript has a single exon. Lineage: Eukaryota; Parabasalia; Trichomonadida; Trichomonadidae. The annotation marks the transcript as partial.
AUGGAUAGAAAGUCUGCUAGAAUAAAAGCAGAGUUACAAAGAUAUGGUUGGAGAGUUUCGAAGAAUUUUAAAUAUAGGAAGGGAAGACCCAUAAAAGUCUAUGACAAAUUGUCUGGUCUUCGCUACGAAAUGGAUUUGGAAACAGCACGUGCCAAUUAUCCAAACAGACUAGAGAGGUUAGAAGAAGAACGUCUUAUGGACAUGCCUUUCGAUGUUAGUGAACCUCAAGUUGAAGGACACGACGGCUUUGCCAGAUUCUAUUGGAAACAUGACGAACAAUUGCAUCCUUUGAGAAGGAAAAAAGGAAAAGGUGAAGACGCACAUGCUCCCAUGGAAAGAACAAGAUAUUCAUAUGAAAAGUAUCGUGAAGUUAGAAGUCAAAUUACAUCUGGUCGAACCUUUACAGUAAACUUUGACGAAGGAAAGAACAAAGAAGGCUUCAUGGGUGUACUUGCUGCCAUACAAGACGGAAAUAAGAAAGGACACAAUCUCAGAUUGACCAUAACAGAUUUGGAUGGUCACAUUUACUAUGCACAUGGCAAUGAACAAACAGCCGCAAAACUUCUUGACGCUUUCAAGACUACAAAGAGAGAACAAAUGGUUGACUCCGACUCAGACAUUUUGAAUGCAAUUGAAGGAAUUGCAAGUGUCAAGUUCGAAUGGUACCAACCUAACCCUCAAGCAGUCAGACAACAUGCUGGAUACUUCCCGUUCAUAAAUAAGUCUGACAUUGACUUGACAAGGUAUGGAAUUUACAAUUCAAUUGAAACAAUUGUCAACGAACCUUGCAUUCUUACAUGUCUCAGGAACUCUGGUCUUGUUACAGAUGAGAAGAUGAAGUAUCUUGAGUCAUGUGUGAAGACAAGGUACAUUCUCAGAGGUCAAUUGGCAAAAAUUGCACCGUUGGCAAAUGUCAAUAUCCGAGUCAACAUACCUACAGCUAAAGGUUCUUCACAUGACGACUAUGUUGUUGA